AUAAUCUUUAGUUUUCUUGAAUUAGUUUACAUUUUUAUGCAUUUAAGUUUCUAAAGAAUGGAUUCUUGGAGCUUUAGUUCUGUGGGCAAAGAUUUUGCAUCUGAUGGAUCUCUCUCAACUUCUGAUGCAUUUGGUAAAGAUCAAAUUGGGUCAAUGGGAUGGGAAGUCAAACCCCCUUUUGUCUUUGAGAACAAUAUGGGUUUGUUCCCAAAUGAAAUCAACAUUCAGAAUCAAGUGUUUGGGGACAUGGAUUUUCCUCCAUUGAUGAUAAAUUCUUUGUUCAAUCCAGUUAUGGCUGCUUCUCAGAAUGCAUUUUCUGAAGAAAAUGAUUCUAGUUCUAAGCUUGAAUCUAACUCUAGAGAGUCUGGACUGUUUGAUCUUAAGUUAGGUAGGGUUAUUGAUCCAAAAGAGGUUCAGAAUUACAAUCCUUCCAAGAUUGCUCACAAUUUGAGUUCAUCAGAAGUUUCUAUGCCAUCCAAGCGACCACGAGAAGCGGGUUUCGGUUCUUCGAUACCAUUUUGCAAAGUUUAUGGUUGUAAUAAAAACCUCAGUAACUGUAAAGAUUACCAUAGAAGGCAUAAAGUUUGCGAGGCUCACUCAAAGACUUCUAAAGUGAUUGUGAAUGGCAUUGAACAAAGAUUUUGUCAGCAAUGUAGCAGGUUUCAUUUGCUGCGCGAAUUUGAUGACGGCAAGAGGAGUUGUCGAAAACGUCUUGCUGGUCAUAACGAGCGUCGAAGGAAACCUCAUCCGGGCGCUCUCGCUGAACGAUAUGGUAGAUUGCUUCCAUCCUAUAAUGUUGGUGUUGAAGGUAAUGAAUCUAAGGGAUCUACAAGGGCGAUAUCGUCUUUUCACAUCCCCGACCACCUUCGUAGUCCGUAUCAGCCGAAACAUGAGACGGAUGGAAGGUGGCAAACGAAUCUUGAAGAGAAUAUGGCUCAUGAUCUUCAGUCAAUUAGUUGCAUUACUGAUGAACAGCUUCAUUCAAAAUCUUUUCAUCCUUAUCACUUUGAAACAGAUCCUAGAUUUGACGGCGUCCUUAACGCACCAAUUGGGCUAUCAGGAAUAGCUUCGAGUUCUGAGUGUGCUCUCUCUCUUCUGUCAUCUGAUCAUCAAUCUCGGAGUAGCUGUAAUUCGUCAAGAAUCCCGACGUCGACAAACAUGUUUCCAGCCAGCCAUAAUCAUCAAGAUUCAGGACCGUUGGAUACGAAUCCAAUGGUUGGGUUCGAGGGCGGUCUGCUGAAGUUUGGAUCAAAAGACAUGAAUUAUGAUGAUCUGGUUUUCCCAAAUGAAGGGUGUACGAUUGAUUUGCUGCAGUUAUCGUCACAGCUUCAGAGGGUGGACGAUCAUCAAAAGAGAAGAUCGCAAAUGAAGCUCGCAAAUGGUGUUUCCGUAGGCCUCAGUAUGACUUGAUUAAAAAGCCACCUUGACAUGCUCGUGAUUGUAGUUCUCCGAUUGCAAAUAUGUCGCCGGCGAUCAAGCACUAGAAUAAAAACCAUCUGUUCAGUUACCCCUUUUCGGUUUCUUCCAAUAAGAUUUGGACAUGUGUAAAGAUAGGGGGCAAUAAUA
Molecule: messenger RNA, 1566 nt
Organism: Cynara cardunculus var. scolymus (artichoke)
Lineage: Eukaryota; Viridiplantae; Streptophyta; Magnoliopsida; Asterales; Asteraceae
Product: squamosa promoter-binding-like protein 6
Exons: 3
Coding region: 58-1410 (450 amino acids)
Cellular component (GO): nucleus
Molecular function (GO): DNA binding
Source: RefSeq, a predicted model, not a curated record